AUUAAAAAAGCCGAAAACCGCCACAGGUCUUGUUGUAUAUUGUCUCUUAUCAGCAGUAAAAUAUUUUCUUCGUGAUAAAGUAACUAUUUACAUUGACAUGGUUUUUUACACGAAGCACUGUGCUCUGUGGUACGAAUUAAUUGUUAAAUUAUCUAUAAUAUACAUAUGAUUAUUUUUGGGUGUUCAAAAACCUUCCAGUAACUUUACCUUACUAGGUCCCAGUAACCUUAUCGGGUUACUAUGCUUACUAUUGAAUGUCAAAAAAUUGUUUUGCAAAACCCAAAAAUAAUAAUUUACAUAUUUUAAAAACGAAUUCGUAACACAGAGCACAGUGCUUUGUUAGAGAAAACCACGUCAAAGUAAAUACAUGCAGUAAAUAAUACAUAUUGUGUAGUUACUUGGUUGUCACGGAGAAAACAUUUUACUGUUGAUAACAGAUAAUAUAAUAUGAUAAGGCCUUUGGCGGUUUUCGGUGUUUUUUUGAUAACUGGUAACACAGAACACUAUUGUCUAUACGAUUGUCUGGCGGCUGGACAUUGCCGGUCAAAGUUCAAACUAACGUUUUGUUUUUUUUUUAAUGUAAAGUUUGAAUUCUUUAUUUUUAAGUGUAUUUUUAUAAUUUGUAUUAAGUUAAUACGUUUAAGAGUAGUCGAUAAUUUAUCGAAAAUGUCCAACCAAAGGAUUUGUAAAUAUUACUUACAAGGCAAUUGUAUGUACGGUACUUCUUGUAGGUUUUUGCAUUCUGAAAACCGCCAAAACCGUGCAAACGACCAGUAUUAUGAUGAAUAUCAACCAAGAAACAAUAGAAGAGGAGGAGGAGGAGGUGGAUCAUAUUACAAUCAAGGUACUCGUCAUAACAGAAGAGACGGCGGUGGUGAUGAUUAUUAUGAUAAAGAAGAGGAUAGUUACAAUUAUCCUAAGAAGUAUGAUGAUGUGUCACAUGGUCAAAAUUACAAUAACAAAAAGCAUUAUUAUCAAAAAAAUGACUAUGACAAAAACUAUAUUAAAAAUAAUGAGUAUGAUUCACAAAGCAACUUCAGUCAACGAAACAACCGCAGAUCGGACAGAGAAUACGAUAUGAAUAUUAACCAAAACCAUAAUAAUAGAAGAAAUAUCGCUAGCAAUAAGUAUAAUGAAAAUCAAAAUGAAUAUAGUCAGAUAAACAAAUUUAAUAAUACAAGGGAUAGUCUUACACAAAAUGGUAAUGAUCAAAGACAAGCAAUGUUGAAAUUCUAUGAAACUGAAAUUAAUAACUAUCAAUCACAUAUGAAACAAUUACUUUCACUAAGUGUAUGGCCAUUCACAUGCUCUCAUCCUAUUGGACAUACAUACCCCAUUCAACCAAUUGGUAUUCUUAAUUUGGUAGAAGUUUCGUAUGAAGAAAUAAGGUGUGAUCACUAUCUUGCCAAAAUAUUAAAUCCUGACGCAGUUUUAAUUCACAAACAACUAUAUGAUAAGUUGUUGCAUAAAGCGCGUUGCCAAAAGGAAGAGAUAAUAUCAUUAGGAGAACGUGUAUUAAAUGAUAUGCUUGCCACGCUUGAAAAAUGUAAAACAAUAAAGAACAACCCUUCGUACCAGGACAUUAUACAAAUGGAUCCAAACAGUUACUGGAACAUGACCAUACAAUUCUUAUCCUCACAUGAUGCGAAUAGUAUUUUGUCGAAUAUCAACACUCAAUCUUUUAAUAAUGCAGCACCUGCCAAUGAACAAAAAAAGAAAGCGGUUAAACCUCAAACUCAAAUUCUUAUGCAAACCGAAGUGUACGGAAAAAUGGAUUGUAACGAGUUCACCCAGAAUGAAUUUGUUGAUUUCAUACCCAUAAUGCCCCCACCUCAGAAAUAUUGUCUAUAAAAAAAAUCAUUCAAUAUAUUGCAUUAAAUUAUAGACACCUCAAAUGUUAAAAUACUAUUUAUACUAGAAAAUCAUAAUUAUUUUUUUUAAUUGAUUGGAUCAAUAAUUUGUAAUUAUAUAUUUAAUAUUUUGCUUUUUAACACAAUCAUUAUUAAUAAUUUUUUUUUAAUUUUGUUAUGAAUAAUGCCAGUUAAAUGUUGUCUCCUACAUGUUUAUAAAUUAAAAUUUUGUUGAGUUACUAA
Molecule: messenger RNA, 2093 nt
Organism: Adelges cooleyi (spruce gall adelgid)
Lineage: Eukaryota; Metazoa; Arthropoda; Insecta; Hemiptera; Adelgidae
Product: GATA zinc finger domain-containing protein 15-like
Exons: 6
Coding region: 448-1851 (467 amino acids)
Molecular function (GO): metal ion binding
Source: RefSeq, a predicted model, not a curated record